This is a messenger RNA of Eruca vesicaria subsp. sativa (arugula), 648 nucleotides long. Lineage: Eukaryota; Viridiplantae; Streptophyta; Magnoliopsida; Brassicales; Brassicaceae. The record is from the annotation of a GenBank genome assembly.
AUGCCAAAAACCCCACAAGCGUUGCCAAAGCAGAAUCAAGUUCUUGAAGGUUCAGGCUUUGGAUGGGAUCCUAUCAUGAAAAGAUUUGUGGCUUCUAACGAAGGGCAUCCAAAUCAUAAGUUCUUAUGUUAUGACUCUAGUGAAAAGUUUGAUGAUUUGAAAAUCAUAUUUGAUUGUGCAACUGCUAAUGAUAGUUCUUCAAUUGGCUUGGGUGAUACCACGGAUGCUUGUGUCUUCACGGUUGAUGACAGUCAAACACAAGAAAAAUUGAAUUUUGAAGACAUCAAUGAUGAUGUUUAUGUUCAGCAACCAUCCCCAGAAAAUGUUGUUAAAAGGCGUGUGAAAAAAAUUGUCUCGAGAAAACGAUCUCGAACCAAUGCAUCUAGCAGUUCAGUUGAGAUAAACACUGAUCAAAGUGGUGCCAUGCAGAGAGAAGAAAGACAACAAAAAGAAGUUGAGAAAAGAGAAGCUGAAAAGAAGAAAAAUAGUGUUCCUAAUUUGGAUGGUCGUAUCAAAUUUAAAGCGGUGAUCCUUAUCUACUCCUUAAAAAUGAAAGAUGUCUUCACUGAUAUGUCCAUAGAAGAACGCUAUGGUGUUUUAUCAUGGAGAGCCCCUUUGAAGAAGAAGAACAAACGUAUGAUGAGAUAA